Pollicipes pollicipes is the source of this 700-nucleotide messenger RNA. RefSeq lists its product as uncharacterized. Gene Ontology annotation, molecular function: gamma-tubulin binding. The coding region runs from base 1 to 576 and encodes 191 amino acids. The record is from RefSeq and is a predicted model, not a curated record. Gene Ontology annotation, biological process: endosomal transport; lysosome localization. The transcript is spliced from 5 exons. NCBI's taxonomy places the organism in Eukaryota, Metazoa, Arthropoda, Thecostraca, Pollicipedomorpha, Pollicipedidae. Gene Ontology annotation, cellular component: BORC complex; gamma-tubulin complex; BLOC-1 complex.
AUGUCUGCGCAGCUGGAGGACGUGGACCAGAGCCUGGCCAAGCUGGAGGCGGUCGCCAUCCAGCUGGACGCGUACUCCAAACAGCUGGAGUCGCGAUUCCGAGCCGUCAGCGGCCGGUGCCAUGGCAAGGCCAGUGGGUCACCUUGCAGGCGGCCAGAUGACACCAGCACGCCGGAGCUGACUGACUCGCCCAGGCGGGGCGCCAGCAACAUAUCAACCAGCACGAGCAGCUUCGAAGCGGGUGUCCAGCACGACCCGAAUCUCAACCGACUGGCGAUCAACAUGUUUACCAAGACGGAGCAGUACCUGCAGGGCGAGCUAGAUUCCGUCACGGGCGAGUACCAGCUGCUGACUGAGAUGAACCGACGCACUCAUGCCAAGUACGAGGAGAUGAAGGCAUGUGGGCCAGGAGACUCAUUCCGCUAUCGAGCAACUCAACACCAAGUAUACCGAGCUCGAGCCAUACCUCAGGUAAGCAGAAAAACGCUGGCGGGACUGGAGGACGCUCAGGGGAGCUGGAGAACGCCGCCGGGACUGAGAACGCUCAGAGGGGUGGGAGAAUGCUACCGAGACUGACAAACGCUCAAGUGAGCUGGAGAACGCCGCCGGGACUGACGAACGCUCAGGGCAGUGGGAGAACGCCGCCGGAACUGACAAACGCUCAGGGGAGUAGGAGAACGCCGCCGGGACUGACGAACGU